This is a messenger RNA of Notothenia coriiceps (black rockcod), 4759 nucleotides long. Its product is annotated as inactive phospholipase C-like protein 2. Gene Ontology annotation, molecular function: phosphatidylinositol-4,5-bisphosphate phospholipase C activity. Lineage: Eukaryota; Metazoa; Chordata; Actinopteri; Perciformes; Nototheniidae. Bases 342 to 3746 code for a protein of 1134 amino acids. Gene Ontology annotation, biological process: phosphatidylinositol-mediated signaling; release of sequestered calcium ion into cytosol; gamma-aminobutyric acid signaling pathway. The transcript has 12 exons. The record is from RefSeq and is a predicted model, not a curated record.
AGGAGGAGCACACAGCCUCCUUAGCGUGUGCAUUUCCUGAUCACACCGCGGUGAUGUGUUGAGUGUUGUCGGCGGGAAGGUGUGUCGGUCACUGCUGUCUCUCAUCCUGUCACCCACCAGUGUGUGUCUGCAUGUGUGUGUGUGUGUGUGUGUGUGUGUGUGUGUGUGUGUGAGAGAGAGGGUGGGUGAGCGAGAGAGAGAGAGAGAGAGAGAAGUUUCCUCUGCUCUCGCUCGUGCACUUCACACGAUGGAACGCCUGUGUCCGCGUACAGCUCUGUUGCGUUCGGAGCCCCGCAGCCUUCAAGACAACUGAGAAUUGAAACAAAAAAAAGUGUCACCAAAUGGCUGAAUUUGGAGAGAACAAUAAGAGCGCCGUAGGUCCACCGGUUGCUGGCUGGAAAGCUGCGUCAGGAGGCGGCGGUAUGAGCCCGGAGACGCCGGUUUCAAACGGAAACUGCACCGUGAAGAGGCUCCAGAAGCAGCCCAGCUGCGAGUCCCCGACGUGGGAGAGCGCGGGUUCGGAUUCAGCCUCCAAAGCGAUCCCUCGACGAAGCAGUCUGAUCAAGGAUGGCUCACGUGCCGGUCGGGAUCGGAAGAAGACGGUGUCCUUCAGCAGCAGCCUGUCAGAGAAGAAGAUCAGCAGUGCUGCAGACUGUAUCCACUCCAUGGUUGAGGGGAUUGAGCUGAAGAAAAUCCGAACCAACUCCCGUGUUUACCAGCGUUACUACCUGCUGGACGCCGGGCUGCAGGCUCUGUGCUGGGAGCCGUCCAAGAAGGAGUCAGACAAAGCCCGCAUAUCUUUGGCUUCCAUACGAGAGGUACGGACCGGCCGCAACACAGAGACGUUCCGCACCAGUGGUGUUUAUGAGCAGAUUUCAGAGGACUGUGCGUUCUCCAUCAUCUAUGGAGAGAUGUAUGAGAGCUUGGACCUGGUGGCCAACUCUGCUGAAGUGGCUAACAUUUGGGUGACUGGCCUGAGGUAUCUGAUGCAGUAUGGGAAACACGCCCUGGACAUGCUGGCCAGCAGUCAGGACAGCCUCCGCCUCGGCUGGCUGGAGCAGCUGUUCUCCUCGGCCGUGGAUUCAGACGAUCUGGAAGAAGACGUGGAAGGGUUACGCUUACAGCUGGCCGUUAAGUUGAUACGGAGCGUGAAUCCUGGUGUGGGCGGUGGCAAAGUGGAGCUCAGGUUUAAAGAGCUUCAAAGAGUCAGGACCAGCAUGAGUGGGCUCACUCUAGAAAAUGAAUCUGGAGCUAAAGAUCCCGGCGAAAACAAAAGACCAAUAGGAAGAAAUGAGCGCGUCACCAAGCAGGAUUUCAUCAAGGUAUUCCAUGACUUUUGCACACGUCCGGAGAUCUACUUCCUGUUGGUGCAGUUCUCAAGCAACAAGGAGUUUCUGGACACCAAAGACCUGAUGAGGUUCCUCGAGGCUGAACAAGGCAUGGCUCAAGUGAGUGAGGAGACCAGCCUGAAGCUCAUCCUCUCCCACGAGCCGUCGGAGGAGGGCCGGCAGCAGGGGUACCUGUCAUUGGACGGCUUCACCAGUUACCUCACCUCAGCAGAGUGCCACCUCUUCGACAGGGAGCACGACGGCGUGUGCCAGGACAUGACCCAGCCUCUGUCCCACUACUACAUCAGCUCCUCCCACAACACUUACCUCAUCGAGGACCAGUUUCGAGGUCCGUCCGACAUCUCCGGCUACAUCCGGGCGCUGAAGAUGGGAUGUCGCUGUGUGGAGGUGGACGUGUGGGACGGCCCCGAUGGAGAGCCUGUGGUCUGUACGGGACACAGCCUCUCCCCGCCUCUGCUCCUGCAUUGUGUGUUGGACGCAAUCGGAAGGUUUGCGUUUGUGGCUUCUCAUUACCCUUUAAUUGUUUGUAUUGAGAACCAUUGUUCUGUCCAACAACAGCAAGUCAUGUGGCAACAUCUGGUGAAGAUACUCGGGGAGAAGUUAUACGCAGAUCCUCCAUACGAAGGGAAGUCAUACCUGCCAUCACCGCAUGCCCUGAGGAAUCGAAUUCUACUAAAGGGUAAAAAGUUGGGGCCUGAUGGGGAGGAUGGGGAGGUGAGUGAGGAGGAUGAAGGGGCAGAGAUGAGUCAAAAGAUAAAAGCGGCCAACAGCGGGGGGGCAGCGCCUGGAGGAAAUGAAAAGGAAAUGUUGCAGAAAAGUGUCACAGCUGUCCCUCCUGUUCCUCUUCCUCCCAAACGUUUCCAACUCUUGAAGGAGCUCUCUGAUCUCGUGACACUUUGCCGCUCCAUCAGCUUCAUUGAUUUCCCCACGUCAUCUAAAAGCCAGAACCCUUGGGAGCUGUGUUCCUUCCACGAGACUCUGGCCGUGCGUCUCGCUGGCGAGAGCCCCGGAGACUUUGUCAAUCACAACAAGCAUUUCCUGUCGAGGGUCUACCCCAACCCCAUGCGUAUUGACUCCAGCAACAUGAACCCUCAGGACCUGUGGAAGUGCGGCUGCCAGAUAGUGUCUAUGAAUUUCCAGACAGCGGGACUGAUGAUGGACCUGAACACGGCGUGGUUCAGGCAGAAUGGGAACUGUGGUUACGUCCUGCGGCCUGCCAUCAUGCGGCAGGAGGUGUCCUAUUUCAGCGCAGACACCAGAGACACGGUGCCUGGUGUGUCUCCGCAGCUGCUCCAUGUCAAGGUGAUAAGCGGCCAGAACCUGCCCAAGCCGAGGGGCUCGGGGGCCAAAGGAGACGUGGUGGACCCCUACGUGUACAUUGAGAUCCACGGCAUCCCGGCCGACUGCACGGAGCGCCGCACCAGGACGGUGACCCAGAACGGAGACAACCCCGUGUUCGAUGAGAGCUUCGAGUUCCAGAUCAACCUGCCGGAGCUCACCAUGGUGCGCUUCGUGGUGCUGGAUGACGACUUCAUAGGGGAUGAGUUUAUAGGGCAGUACACCAUUCCUCUGGAGUGUCUUCAGCCGGGGUACCGACACGUCCCGCUCCAGUCUCUCACGGGGGAGGAGCUUCCCCACGCCAAGCUGUUCGUCCACGUGGCGCUCACCAACCGGAGGGGAGGGGGGAAGCCUCACAAGAGGGGACUGUCGGUGAGGAAGGCCCGCAAAGGGAGGAACUACGCAGCUCUGAGGGACCUGGGGGUCCGGGCUGUGGACGAGGUCUUCAAGAUGGCUUCUCCUCCGCUGAGAGAUGCCACUGACCUGAGGGAAAACAUGCAGAACUCAGUAGCAGUGUUCAGAGAUCUGUGUGGCGUGUCCGUGGCGGCUAACCUCAUGCAGUGUGUCCUCGCUCUGGGCUCCCGGGUUUCAGGGCCAGACGGGGCGCCAUUGCUACUGUUUGACCUCCGGGACCACUACCCCGCACUGGACCCCCAGGGGCCCCUCCCUGACGUGCUUCGCCGGGUCGUCUCCACUUAUGAAAUGAUGCUCCUCUGUCUGCAGAUGGUCCAGGCGAGCAGAGCGGUGAUUGAGCUCUCCGACGGAAUCUACGACCGGAUCCUGCACAUACAGACAAUGGCCAUGGAGUUUCACGAGAAGCUGCAGAGUCUGGCGGAGAAGGAGGGGCUGCGGGGUCGCAAGGUCAGCCGGGCGCUGGAGAGUUUCAGCUGGAACAUCACUAUCCUUAAGGGUCAGGCUGACUUGCUGAAACACGCCAAAGCUGAAGUCCAGGAGAACAUGAAGCAGGUCCACGAUGCUGCGUUGACGGGAAACCUCACCAAGGAGAGCAUCGGAGUGAAAAGAGUCCGCUCCCAAACUCGACGAGGCCAGGAUGAGUAACCCACCACCAGAGCUGGAGGACCCUCGGCAUAGCGAGCAAAUAAAAGAGGACGUGACCAAUUUGCCAUUGUAGCUGCUGUGACAAACCCUUUGCGUGUUGUUAAAAGUUUUUCCAAGGUCUAAGUGUCAGACGUUCACAAAUGCCAUGUGAGAGCAAUAGCAAGUACUGUUUUUGAAAAGAGAAGAACAGAUGAAUGUAAAGAAGUCUUCAAAAUGCAGACGCUGUCCACCCACCUGUCGCAGAAAAACAAUCCGUGGCAUUUCUGAAGAGACGGGAGAGAAGUGACACUGGGGAGAUGAAUGUAGUUAGAUUUGAAGCCAAGGUUAAGUUGUUUGUUCUGCAUAAACCUGUAAAUACACACAUGUCUAUCAAUGUUUUAAAUGUGCAAUGUGUCUUGAAGAGAGAGGAAGACAAAUGUCAUUGUGCUUCAACAAAGCUAGCAAUUCAUAGCAAGGAUUCAAAUCAAGAUGAGGUAAGGUUGAACUGAAACACUGAUUAUAAAAGUGGGAGUAAGCAGGAGUCUGUGGAUGUUUUAGAUAUGUUCACGUUAAAUCUCAAGGACCAGCGCAGCCCCUUUAUUACAUCCUCCAUCUAAUUUCCAUUAAACAUGUGUGGGUCCUCGUCCAAUCACCUUGAGGUCCUUUUUGUUGCCAUGAAAUCCUCCCUUUAACUCUCAAAAUAUUGUUGUCUCGCAUUCAGUAUUUUAUAUUUUUGUAUUUUCCUUGUGCUAAACAAACCACUGUUACCUACCAUAAUGAUCAACAGACGUGUAGGUGUCUGCCUCUAGGGAGCAAAUGCUGUUAUGUUCAAAGUGCUUAUGUUGUGUGCAAAACACUGUACAGUAUUUUACUAUGUAAUUUCAAUCCUUUUGCUGUAAAGAAUAUUUUACAUAAGUUAUUGUUCCUGAAUGAGAACAUUCCAGUUAUGGGUGCAUUAGAUGAGGCUGGCAGAAGGUUUCAGUUCAUGGUUGCCUUCCUUCACAGAAGAUGGAAAUAAACUAGUUUUUAAAUGA